Molecule: messenger RNA, 1584 nt
Organism: Nomia melanderi (Alkali bee)
Lineage: Eukaryota; Metazoa; Arthropoda; Insecta; Hymenoptera; Halictidae
Source: RefSeq, a predicted model, not a curated record
AUCGACAGAAUUCACCGUACUGGACAAUUUGCUCGUGACCGGGAUCAUCGUAUUACCGUCGAAUCGACUUACCGUCGCAUCUAAUUGCGAUAAAACAUUCAUCGCGAGGACAAGAUCGAUCCGGAUAAGCGGCCAGUCCUGCUCGUCGGUUUGCCCGGCGAUUGAUUCGCACGUUCGAGCGAGUAGGACAGUGAAUCGUCGUAGUUCGCCCGGUUCGUAUCGGUUCGCGAUGUUCCAGCUGAAGACCUUCCGCGAGGUGUACAGACCGUUGCACUUCAUGAACCUGCUGAUCGGGAUGGGCUGCUUCGAGUACUCUGGGGAGAAACGCGCCUGGAAACUCGCGGAGAUCGUCUACGCGAUCGUCUACUCGAUCCUCGCCGCUUACGCUGGGUUCUACAUCCAGUCGGAGCUACUUGUUUAUUGCACUCUAACGAAGGAACUGAUGGCGUGGUUCUUAAUGUCCUUCAGGGUGAACAGUUUCCUGUCAAUUCUGUUGAUCAUCGUGACUAGAGUCAAGAUCGAGAGUCUGCGCUCAGCAAUCAAGCUGAUAGAAACCAGCGACCAGAGGAUGGAGAACAUGGGGUUGUCGAUGCACCGUUCCAUGCACUAUAAGGAACAGAUUAACCUACUCGUCGUUUGCGGUGCGGUGUUCGUCGGAUUUACCGCGACCACCUGCCAUUGGCAAUUAACGUCAACGAUGCCGAUGCACAUUAAAAUAAUCCUCGGCUCUGCCACGUACUUGCCACUGAUUUUAAUAACAACCUGUGAUGUCACCUUCUACUUCUGGAUCAGCACUCAGUCCUUUUACAAACAAUUAAUAACGAUAACUUGGACGAUCGGCGAGAAAUGCAGGUACUUGAGCAUGAAGUUCUACCAGCUGAACAGUUUGCUGAGGACCAUGCUAACAACGACGAUCGAUUCGCCGAUGCACAAACGGAUCCUGAAGUUGAUGUACGAUUUCGAGAUGAAGAGGCUCGGGAAAGAGAACAUCCACGUCGCCAACGGGAACGCGAACACAAUGAGGGCGGUAAAACAAAUUCACCUGCAAUUGAUCAAAACCGCCAGGACGAUAAACGAUUACUACGGGACUCAAGUCCUCUUUAUUACGUGCAAUGUUUUCGGCUUCCUCACAAUGUCUCUGUUCUUCGCCUACAAAAUUCUGUUCUCCGAUCUAACAAACGAGAGAUUCCAAAGCCAUUUCUCACCGCUGGCUUUGUAUGUAUUAUUUUAUAUGUCGAAGCUCGUCAUCGUGAACCACGUGUGCAUCAAAACUAGCAACGAGGCUUUGGACACUGGCGACCUUGUCUGCGAACUUUACGAGCCUUCAACAUCCAAAGAGUUUCGCGCUGAGAUUCGAGACUUCAUCCUACAGAUGAUCCAGAACCCAUUAGUGUUCACUGCUUGUGGGUUUUUUGACUUGGAUAACACAUUUAUUCACGGACUCGUGGGAACAAUCGGCACUUAUCUAGUGAUCUUGAUUCAAGUGAGUGAAAUUGAUAUAGAAGAUGACAGCGUGGCGAAUGCAACCAUGUCCACAACCACAGUUACAAUGAUUUAACGAGUUCAGAAAAAUCGAAAUCUGCC